ACUGCUGGUGAUUGAGGGGCCGGACAGGGGAUCUCAAUUUUGUGACUUGGCCACACAAUUGUAUUCUGAAGUGAGUUUUACACAAUCUGCUUUGUUCUAAGCAACAUGGCCACAGACUGUGCACUUCGUUAUAUAGAGUUGGCACUUGAUGUUGUGCACAAGGUUCUUCUCGUGAUAUCAUUUCUGUGCACGUUGAAUCAUAAAUUCCUCGCAAAGUAUUUUGCAGGCAUCUCUCAAGCCCUUUUAUGGAUGUAUUUAAGCAUAGUCCCGGGGCUCAGGCCCUUUUUAGCGAUGAUGAGUUAUUGUUCUUGGAGUCUUCUUUGGCAACGGGGUUGGUCUCGUUCAGAUAUUCCGCAUCGAACUCACCAUUAGGGAACGCAGAUAACCCAGAAUGUACUGCUUAUAUGUUUUUAUAGUAGGUAAGGCUCUUAGACACUCCCCUAGAGUAUUACUAUUCGCAUUUGUAACUACAUGCUCGACCCUACACAGUACCGAUACGUAUCUCUUAUAACGUCUAGUAAAAUAAAGC
This is a messenger RNA of Ilyonectria robusta, 529 nucleotides long. RefSeq lists its product as uncharacterized. The transcript is spliced from 2 exons. The record is from RefSeq and is a predicted model, not a curated record. Bases 106 to 372 code for a protein of 88 amino acids. Lineage: Eukaryota; Fungi; Ascomycota; Sordariomycetes; Hypocreales; Nectriaceae.